CUUCCAAGUCUCCCCGAGCGAACACAACAACAUCCACAAAAACAACAGCGCAACAACAACGACAACAAUCGAAGCGCAACAACAACAACCAUCAUGUCUUGUUCUGUUUGGAUUAGGCUCUACAACAAGGGAGAGGAGACCAAUGAUCGUGAUCCUGUAGAAAUCAUUCCAAUUCCAAGGAACAUUGGUGCCUUGAAAGCAGCGGUGCUGCCGAAGCUCAGCCCUGCGUUGCUGGGUGAAGUUUAGGUGUACGAGUAUGCCCCAGACACCGAACAACCUUUUUCUGAACAGACUUCCAUUAGGGGAGACAAGAUAUUGAAAGAGCUGAUUGAUGGAUUGGGGAAUAAAAUCCUCGAGUGUCGAUUGAUUAUGAUCAUCCCUUGGUUGUGGUGGCACCCGCUCAGAAGCAGCUGGCCCCACCUCAUAAAAAGCAAAAGGUUGCAUACCAGUUUGGGAAAAAAUUUGAUCGCUUCGCUGAGUACGUGGACGGCUCCAUCAACAACAUUGAAGAGACUGAUAUUUAUGAGCGUGAUGAUGUUGAACGAGAAAUCUUGAGUUGGUUAGAGCCCAUGAAGGCAUCUCCAAAGCCAAAAUGUGCUACCAUUUGGUCUGGAAGAGGCAGCGGAAAGACUUCGCUAAUUCGAAAGAUAACCACGUCAUCUAAUCACUUUCAGGCAGCACGAGAUUGUGGUCGUCUGAUGAUCAUUGAUGCUAAAAGGGACAAUGUUGGACUGAUUCCAGAAGUACUCAAAAGCAAUGCAGAAGCAACUGACAGGUUUCUCAUCGCCCUUGUUGGGUAUCACUUGUGCAGGAUCUUUGGGGACACUUCCAUUGAUGGAGUCGAGUUCACGAGCACAGCAACUGUCGGGGAUAUGUGGAAUAGUGAGAGUUUGCCGUCGUCUUUGGUGGGAAAAUUGGAUUCAAUCAGAAGUGGAAAACAAGCCUAUGACUGGUGGAAGAGCUGCACCAAAGGCUUCCUCAGUUCUGAAGAAGGGGAUGGGCCAAAUCCCAUUAUUUUUAUUGAUACUGCUGAAGUGCUAGCUGUUGUCAAUGACAUGCACACUCCAAUGAACUCACCGAGCAGGAACAAUCCUGCAUCAAGAAUCAAGGACUCAGCUGCUGAACUCCAUGUUUCUACCAGUGACGGUGAGAACAUGCCAAUGCCAUCUAAGCGCAAGCACCAAAGCUCGCCAACAAGGUAUCUUGCGCUCGAGUGGCUUAUGAUGCGCAUUCCAAACAAUCACACCAUAGUUGCCUUCGGGACGGGACAAACACGAGAACUUCCGGCACCUUUGGAUUUUCAAACACAUGUGAAUCACAAGCGCUUGGCUCCCUUGAAUGCCUUGUCCGAGGAGGCGGCCACACGCCUAUAUUGUCGCUACAAACAUAACCUACAAGAGGGUCAAGAAGUUACUAACCCCCUCAAAGAUCUAGUGGACGAACAAAUCAGAUUUGUUCGAACGGUUUAUGCGGUAACUGCAGGAAUCCCGCGCAUGGUUGUGCAGGCGUUCUCUUCGAAGAAACACUCUCUGAUAGCACCAAGGCAUGGGAAUUGGGAGAAUGAUGUGCUUGAAUUGUACAAGGAUGUCUCUGAGCCGGUGAGAGAGGGGAAGCUAACUGUCGAAUGCCUGGCCAAAGCAAUUCUAAUUUCAGCUGUGUGCGAUGUUGAGCUGAAAGAAGGCACAUUCAUUCCUGGGGAAAAGGUCACAUGGGACAAUCUUCGAUGGUGGUCAAUUGCUUUUCUUGCAGGCAGAGAGGGUGCCAAGAAGACAGGGCACUACUGCAGGAUCCCGCGCCUACUGUGGCAUAAAGAAGCGGACACAAUUCAUCAAUGGGUCCAGAGUGAAUGUAAGUUCAAUGUGCAUGACCUUCUGCCAACCAUCCAGCAGCUCUACAAAUGUGCUGCUGCUACAUCAAGCGGACUUGCAUGGGAAAAGACAUUCGCCAGUGCACUGGUGGCGCGUUUCUUCAGCCUGUGUUGGAUGAAGGGGCUAGACCCCGGAAACACCUACAUCGGCUUGGACGAAUUGCUCCCACAACAAGAGGAGAAUUUGGCUGCCAUAAAGACCCUCAAAAGAGUCGAGGUGUGCCUUGUUAAUGGCAUAAGUGCAAAUGCCAAGAAGGAGGUGUUUGCAACCAAGGCGAUACUUGACGAACGAGGAUUUGAUUCAAAAGCAAUUCAUGCAAACUGGGAGCAUAAGUCAGCCCACCAUGACUUGAUCCUGCCUGUCCGCUUCAAGGGUGACAGUGAGGAUCACAUGCUCUAUGCUGUGUCAGCUAGGAAUGGACACCACAAGACAGAGAAGGACCUUCUGGACACAGAACAACACCUUGUGAAAAAAGCUGGUUCCGGAGAGAGGAAGAGAAGGUUGAGGGGAUCAUCCAGGCCCUCAAUCCAAGGCGGAAUCAAUCUGGAAGGAAGCUGGAAAAGGAGUUCAAAGAUCUGACAGAGAACGAGAAGUAUGCAGAGGUCGUAAUCACAGAGGGUCAUGUUCAUUAUGUCUUGGGCUGCUUUUCUUGAGACCCUGGAACCGAUUCUGCCAUUCUUGUGUUUGUUGCUUCAAGGUAUUGGAGUAGAAGAUAUCGACAAUGCCCUCUCAAUAUUGUGGACAAAGUAGCAUUCUACUAUGGAAAAUGAAUCUUAAUGUCAUGUAGGGAGUUAGGAUAGAAGACAGCAAAAAGAAGGCAGAAGUGGGUCGAUCGGCCUCUGGUGGAUUUACUAUAGUCACUAGUCCCUCCCGUGACUGCGACCUCACACAAACCAGUCAACAAUCAACCAAAUCCAUAAGCCGAACCUACGAUAUUAAAACUCUCACAUUUCUCUCACUGGCCCCUUCAGAGACUAGCAAACGAAAGAUCCUGCCCCUGUAAUCAUUUUUAGGGCUUGGUCUUCCAGGUAUGAAUGAGCUUUUCUACGCUUAGCAGUCAACGGUGCAUUUUAGGCGACCGGACUGACUCGACUUGACAGGAUUCAUGAACCUUUUCAAGCCGAAAUUCAAAUGAUCUGCCCAGAGCCUAGAGAGGCACAAAGAGCAAGUCUCCAUUGGUGGCUCUCCUUUCCAGUUCUUCGGUUGUUUGUUGUGCGUCGCUGGGGCGACUUCCUUGCCCCUGGUCCGUGUUCUGUUCAAGAAUAUUUGGAGUCGGUGGCUGAACCUGCUCCGCCGUCGCAAUGGCUGGUUGUGCAGUCGGUUGCAUGGUAUUGUCGUUUGGGACUUGCGCUGUGCGUACAGCGUCCAUUUCCUCUUGUAACUCCUCCAUGGCUCGUCGAGCUUCUUGUAGCAUGGCCAAGGGUGCCUUGUUGUGCCCUGAAAACUUUCCAUAACACUCGCCUUCCACCAGUCCAACACCCCAGCCACGACUCUUGACAGCUUUCUCUGCAAGAGCCAAUAUCGACGAAAAGGAGUCCGUCAAAGAGGGUGCUUCCACCAAGAGACCGUCAAUCAACUUGGCUCUGACGAUCCACCCUUGAGACUGGACAAGAUUGCUCACCGACGUCCAGAUCUCACGUUCGCAGGCUUGCAUAAUUCGUACCAUGCUGAUGUUGGGAAUGGUGGCAGGGGCAUAGUCGUGGGAUGCAAGGAGUGCUGCUUUGUCGAGUUGUACCCAAGCGUAUUGUGGAAGAGUCACGACAAGAUCUCGCAGAGCCCUCCACUCGGUUGUCAAUCGCACAAUGAAUGUCUGCAGCGACAACAAACUCUCAUCUGUAGAUGAUGGCAUGGCAAUUUCCGUCUGUUCCUCCAUUGCCUGCUUCCACGUCUCAUAGGUGCCUCCUUGCAAGAGUACUUUCGGCAGCAGUUGUGCCUGAGCUGGAGAAAUGCCAUCAUGAACUCCUCGGAUGAAAUUGUUCCAUGCCGUCGCAUGCUGACGAUAGUCCAGCCAAGACGGAAUCAAGCUGGUAGCUUGUGCCAUUCCUGCCAAACUGCACAAAAUACCGACUGCCAUGUCGCUCUCAUCACACUUGAUCCAAUGCGCAAAGGAUGCCACCAAAGCGUUUCGAAGAUCUCGCGGCAUGGCUUGCAGCGUGAGCGGUCGAGGAGCGUAAGAUUUGAGCGAUGCAUCGGGCGGCAACGGCGCUGGAUGGAGCGCAAAGAGCCGUCCACGCAUGGAAGCAUCGAGCGGCUGAUAGUCGACCUGAUAGACAACACUUUUACUUUUCGUAGGAAUGCCUUGGACAAGGUCCAGCAGGUCCUUUGCCAUGUCGUGUGUCAUUUGUGCGUACAGCAGCUUGUCCAAUACAUCUUGCUGCGCCUUGGUUCUCUGCGACAAGCCCCGUAGCUCUUCUAGGAAUUUGGUUCUGUUCUUUUGAUCACGUCGAAACUGGGGCAGAACAUGAC
Molecule: messenger RNA, 4334 nt
Organism: Seminavis robusta
Lineage: Eukaryota; Bacillariophyta; Bacillariophyceae; Naviculales; Naviculaceae
Source: the annotation of a GenBank genome assembly